UAGGUUUAUAAUUUUUUUUUUUUUUUAAUAUUUUAUCUUUCAUCGGGGUUGGAUGUUGGAGGCUUGGCUGAGUUGGAUCCCUAAUUCCCUAAACUAAAACACAGCAACCCAGGCACCCAGCUCGUUCUCCGCCGUUUCGAGUGACUCUCUCCAUCCCCACCUCUCUCUCGUCAGUCGUCUCCGAGCUUCAGGACUUCAGAUUUGAGAUUUGGAGCUACUUUCAUUGCUUGAUGCAUUGAUGCCUAAUGCCUUGAUUUGCUAUUUUGCUUCGGUCAAUCCCGAGUUCUCGACCAGACGAGUGAGACGACCACGGAUGAGUGGAUGACGGAUCACCUGAUUCAGUGAUUCACCUCAAUGAAAAUUGAAAUUCGCAAGGUUCUCUCGUAUGGUUGAUAGCCUCAAAAAACCCUCUGCAGUUCUUUUGGGGUUUGUUCAUGAGUGAGAAUGGGGACGAGAGAGGUGUAUGAACAGAAGCUAAGGAGUGGGAAUCUGCAUCAUGAUCCUACCAUGAAACCAGGCCUCGGCACCCCUCGCUGCCCGCGCUGUCUCUCUCUCCUUGACCAUGAUUCGGGAAAGGGUGAAUGGACCAUCACUCCUGUUCUUCAUGACGCCACUGCUGUUGCUGGCUCAGGUAUUGGUGGAAUGCUUAGUGCAAUUCAUGGCUUCAAUACAGGGAUCCCGUACCUUCAAAAUCGCUUAAAAGGACCAAAGUGGCUUCCUUUCUUAGUUGGGCUUCCUCCUCUGCUACUCUUUUCGGGUGCCAGUGCUGCAUUUGGAGGUUCAGUGCAGUUUGCGCACUCAUAUCUUAACUUAGGCCUCUUGGAAUAAAAGGAACAAAAGGACCUAGUUUUCCCUAUUUAUGAGUUAUUCAGUGAAUAUAUGAAGAUAUAUUUUGUGCUGGAUGCAUGGCUGCGGGCUUGACAUCGUAUGGAUGCCACGCUAUAUUUUACUGUUCACCAUCAGAAUUAUCUUUCUAUUUUGUAACUAUUAGUAGUGUCAGCAUUACCCUCUGCUAUAAUUGAAGUUUCUGCAGUAAAGAUGCGUAAUAAAGACUGAAUUGCAAGAGUCCUUUCUUAAUGUUCAUUGUUACUUAGGCAUAUAGAUAUCAUGGAUUACAUUUUCCCAUGCUAUUAUGCUUAACAUAUGGCGUGCUCAUGGUACAAUUGACCCCACUGAGAUUUCCAUUCAGUUUUAUACCAUAGAAUGGCUUAAAGAUUGAACUUUUAGCUUCUACCUCAGCUACUUCCCUUGCCUUUUGAAACUGGUGAUGAUUAGUGACAGGCUGCUAUAAGUUCUUAUAAAUAUAGAUCAAGAACAAAACCUGUCACCAAUGUAUUGGUGUGCUGUGAUUGAAUGUUAAUUAUUAUUUAAAAUACUGUAUGGAGUUGCUACACACUCCUUAUAACCAUACCAGGAUAGCAACAUGAGAGCUUUUUAUUUACAGUGAAAUUUGUCUUUGCAUUGUGUAAUUUUCAAUUGUGUGAAUUAAUUGUUACAUUUUGUAAACCAGUCUUUUUAUUGCCUAAUGUUAAAUAAGUUGUUAUAAUCUUAUAUAUUCAGGCUUUGUGAUUGCAUGCUAAAAUUACUUCCUGACAGUAUAAAACCACUGAAAUUAGCCUUCUGUCUCAAAAGGUUCAUGUGAUAAAAUUUUGACAAUGGACCAUUUGGUUAUGGGCUUUAGAACGAUAUAUGGUCCAUUGAUCCUCUUCUUAUUACACGUCAGGGGCCAUUGGUAGGGCCAUCUUUGUUCAAAUAAUUUCAUGGCCAUACUUCCUUCUCUAAGACAUGGGAAAGCUAAAUGGUUUGAAGUUCAUCUUGUAUUGGGGUAUGCAAGUCUUCUUCUUUCUAUCAUUUUUAAUGGGGAACUUGUCACUGACUAAGCCACAGGAAAAAAAGAAAGAAAGAAGAAACAGGAAGAUGAAAGAAAAAAAAUGAAGACGGGGUUUUCUUUGGGAGGGGCUUGCUUCUAAUAGAGAGAAGGUCAGAAACAAGAAAAAGGAGCUUGCUUCUAACAGAGAGAUGGUUGUGAUGGUCAAUAGAUUUGUUUAGUGUUGGUGUUGUGAUUUGAACUAUCAACUAGCUUUGGUCAAUGGUGGUUCCAAUUUCGGUUUGGUUGUACUGGUCAGGAGAGUGAUGAGAUUAAAAAGAAGAACUUGGUUUUUGGUUGGCUCUGUUCUAAUGUGAGAUCUGACAAAGAAGGUUUGCUUGAAGUUGGGUACUGUAACAAGGUUUUAGAGGAAGAUCUCUAGACAGGUGGUGAAGGGACUAACUGAGCUUCUCUAGUUUUACAAAAUGGUUUUGUUUUGAAUCUGCUUAAAGACCUGAGGUGACUGGCUUUUAUAUUAUGAAAUUGUGUUUUCAUUAUAUUUUUCCUUGUUGAUUUUAUUUUAAUAACACCAUGUGACCAUAUAUGAAUUAAUAGUAUGAGUUUGAAGUACUGUGAUUUUGGUUAUUAAAGUAGUCAGUAUGAAAAUUGAGUGCAUGAGUAGUGAUCUGAUUUCGGUGAGUUUGUGGUGGUACAGAUUCUUCUUUAGGAUUCAAUUUGUCGUUGUGGGAGCAGUAAAACUAUAUACUUUUUAAGAAUCCUGUAGCCACUAGGAGAGUGGUGCUCGCAAUGUGCAGAUUACUAUUAUGAUGUGACCAUGUUUAGUGACUAUUAUGAGUUUAUGAGAGUGACCAUGAUUAGCGGCACGGUCACCCGGUUUAGCUAAAUAGGUUUGGCAGUGACAUUCCCAUAUGUAUUUAAUAAAUAGGUUUGCGGUGGCAUUCCCAUUUGAUAUUUAGUUAACCGCUUUACAGGGACAUUCCCAGCAUUAAUUUUUGAGCUUUCGGUGGUAGUUUGUUGGAUUUAAAAUAAAUCCUGUGAUUUGAGUCACUCACUGGGCUUGUUUUUGCUCAUCCCUCAUUUAUUUCAUGU
Rosa rugosa (rugosa rose) is the source of this 2917-nucleotide messenger RNA. RefSeq lists its product as uncharacterized. NCBI's taxonomy places the organism in Eukaryota, Viridiplantae, Streptophyta, Magnoliopsida, Rosales, Rosaceae. The record is from RefSeq and is a predicted model, not a curated record. The transcript has 8 exons. The coding region runs from base 445 to 828 and encodes 127 amino acids.